AUGUAUGCAUCCGACGCGGCGUUCUUGGUGGUCGUCUUCAUAGGGACCCAGAUAUGGGGUUUCUUCGGCCAUAUACCGGGCACGAUGAUUGAUCCACGGCAUUCAACUAUACAGCGCUUCUUCAGUAGCUUUCAGCUGACGGGUACGCUCUACGCUAUUCAACAUAUCAAUCUACGUAUUCAUCCGGAUCCCGAAUUUAUUACUCUGGGUGAGCUUAAAGAAAUGAGACAAGAUCCGCUGUUGCCAGAACUUGACAGUAUUAUGCAAAGGGCCAUGGAUAAUUUUCUUAGAAACCAGAAUGAUUUAUCUCCAGGAACGUUCGCUGUGAAACGAGGAAAUAUGACCGUGGAUGACCAUCCUGUCAUUCGCGCUCCAAAUGGCUUCUUCGAAAAACGGGUUCAUCCUGGGACCCCCGGAUUUGUGACUGUCUGGGACGUUGCUUGGACACUGGUAUUUUGGACUAUCCCUGCAGUCAUGCUAAGCAUUUUGGUCUUGAGGGAAUCCAGGAAAAGAGCAGGUAACCGCACCGUAUCCGAUGAUGGCGACACUCCCAAUAGCAGUUUUGACAAGUUUCAUGGAUUCGUGGAACAAAAGUUACAAGAGUUCUCUUUCCAGCUCCAAGAUGCUAUUCGAAAUGGGAAUGGGAAUAACAACAACCCUUUUACAACCGACUUGGAAAGCUUCAGUGACUCUCCCGGGAAAACAUUGCAAGAGGAUGUGAAUGCCCAUCUCGAACAGAAACUUGAACCUGAGCUGCGGACGAUUCGUAAUAGAACCAGUGACGACUCCUUCGUAUCCCAUUUCAAAAUAUUCCAUGAUUCCCUGGGGAAAUUGUUGCAAGAAAAUGUAGCUAUCCGACAGGAGUUAGAGACAAUCAGCAGUGAAAGCAACUGUUAUCACCCUGGCAAAGCUACGACGCAAGAGAUGAAAGACGCUGUGGUAUCUCGCGUUCAAGAGGUUAUCCAAACGGAAUUCCAGAAAAUACUUGCCAGUCUAGAGGCUCUAUGGACGAGCAACAUCGGUUCCAGUGAGAUAGGAGAUCAUAAAGAUUCUGGCGACGGUCUCUCCGGCCCAGAGCUCUUUAGAGAUGCCCUCACUGAUUUUCGAGCCAAGUUCACCGAUGUUUACGAUUCUAUAAGUUCGAUUCCUGCCCUGGUGAAGGAAAGCCUCGAUGCACUCCAUCGUGCUCGACCCAGUAAGGAGACAACUGAAGCUCUCGAUCACAUGCAAAGCCACGUCGAUGAGCAGUUACAAGCUCUGAUAAAGCGCAUAGAUAGCCUUGAAAGUGGUAGCUCCAGUGACGCCAAACAGAUCCAUGAACGGGUAUCUGAACUUGGGAACCAGCUGGUCAAAUUUAGGAAAUGGCUGGAGGAUAUUCAAGAUGGAACAAGAAGUGCUACCAUACAUAUGGUUCAUCAAUUGGAAAAUCAGUUGAACGGGUACAUGGAAAAAUGGAAUGCUGAGCUGGAGAAAGUGAAGGUUACAGUUACUCAAUUGGAAUCACAGCCUGGUCUCUCAGAACAGUCCCUAUUCGUUUCACAAGAAGACUAUGACAAGGGACUCUGCGAGGUUAAAAACAGUAUCUCAACGCUUUCCGAGGAAUUUGACGCCACUAAGAAACUGUGCCAUGACCUCCAAGAGAACCUCCAAAACCCGCCAAAUGAACAAGCAUCCCAGAAUGAGAGAUUCGGAGAACUUCAAAAGACCGUCACGGAGACAGUCUCGGCUACAGAGGAUCUGAAAACAAAGUAUGCGAACCUUGAGGCUCAUUUGAAUGUGGCAACAGAAACCAGUGGGGGAAGGGGCGAGAGGCUGGCGAAAGUCGAGUAUCCGGUCCAGGAAGCGACAGCGGAGCGAAACAAGACAGCUGAAAGAUUAACCAGAGCCAAAUCAUUGAUCCAAUCUGGGACAGAACAAUGUGACGGUAAGGAAGAGAGGUUGAAAAAGGUCGAAUUCUUGAUUCGGGAAACAGCUCAGGAACAGAACAAGACAGCUGAUGAAUUAACUAUGGCUGGGCCGUUCAUACAAACCGCGACAAGAAAAUGUGACAGCCAGGAAAAAGGAUUGAAGGCCGAAUCAUUGAUUCAGAAAGCGACAGAAGACCAAAACACUGGCAAGAAAUUAACUAACGCGGUCGUAAAGGCGCUAGAACAAAGCGACGGGCGGCUAACAAAGGUUAGGGCUUUAAUGGAAAAGGCGAAAGAAGACCACAGCAAAAAUUUCAGGAGAUCGGCCAGCGCUCAAUCCAUGAUUGAAACUAAUGAACAUUCCAUAGAGAAACCUCAGACCGACGUGGGGCAGCGCCAGAAACAAAGAGACUUAAUCGCAGAUGACGAUGAUAAAACCCCCAAGACGUAUGCCCCCGGGGAACGAGCGGCAGAGAGCAAUGUCCAUGGGGGAGGACCAUCUCGAACUUUAGGUGAUUUGUACCUCGAUCCAGCUGCUCCCUGGGAUAAUGGAUCCGGGCCAUUGACAGUCCCUGCGAAAAAGCCCACCCCUAGCACUUCUCCUCUUAAUCCCAAUGCAGCCGAGUUUAUUGUUCCAGUUUCUCAAGCCGGUGCUGCAUCUCCAGGAUUGAAGCCAAUCUCCACGAAAUCUGGAGGUCGUUUACCAGCAGAGAGACCUGGCCUCAACCCUGCUGCGGCGGAGUUCACCGCGCCGACAUCACCUGCAGGAAGUCUUUCUUCUCUGUCUCUUGAUCCAGCUGCAAGGGAAUUCGUUCCAGCACGGACGCCACAGCUGCAAGAUAAGAGCAAGAAAUCAGCUCGAGCCGGAUCAAAAGAACAGGAAACAAAGAAGGGCAGUAGGGAUGAAGAACGGUCUUUUGAGGAUAGCAAAAGCACUCACUCAUCUGACAGCUCACAGGCUGUGGCCGCCACUGAGCAUAUCUCUCGCAGGUCUGGGGAAAAGUUUGACUGGUCUGAAGAAGUUGAAACGGCAGUAGCUUGGAAUGUUUCUGAGUCACCGGCAACAUUGAAAACACCACCAACACCAUUGUCCAGUUCCCGCGCCCCCGGAGAUACAAGGAGAGAGGUAAAAGAGUGGAACGAAUUUGCUAGCCUUUGA
This is a messenger RNA of Monascus purpureus, 3066 nucleotides long. Lineage: Eukaryota; Fungi; Ascomycota; Eurotiomycetes; Eurotiales; Aspergillaceae. The record is from the annotation of a GenBank genome assembly.